Molecule: messenger RNA, 1886 nt
Organism: Clarias gariepinus (North African catfish)
Lineage: Eukaryota; Metazoa; Chordata; Actinopteri; Siluriformes; Clariidae
Gene: taf1a
Product: TATA box binding protein (TBP)-associated factor, RNA polymerase I, A
Exons: 11
Coding region: 206-1492 (428 amino acids)
Biological process (GO): transcription by RNA polymerase I
Cellular component (GO): RNA polymerase I transcription regulator complex
Source: RefSeq, a predicted model, not a curated record
GCUGUAUACGGAUACCUGGGUUUUUAAUGUGCUGUUGCUGCUGUAGUUAUUUAUUUAUUUAAAACCCAUCUCAUGGAAAGUGAGAGCUGGAUUAAAGCUUAAUUAUAGGUGAUGAUUUCAUGCUGGUUUUCUGCAGAGACUUGCGGACGAAUCAGAGCGUUUUAUUAGCGACUCACAGUAAUAACCAGUACAGAAACAGUCCGGUAUGGAUGAUUUUCUGUUAGAGCUGAACGUCUCAGCGGCGGAGCAGAGCGAUGAGAUUUCGGAUGAGGACAGAAGUGAGAGCACGCUGAAACAGAGCCGCUUACUGCACGUGGACCCCGCCAAAGGGCAACAUAAAGAAACUGGAUUUCAUAAAAGUACAAGAUUAUGUCUUCGUGCCAUUAGAGAUGCCAUUCUGCAUCAUCGCUGGGAAGAGGCCGUACAAUAUUUAGAAGUUUACACUCAAACGCUGGAAGACACCACAGCUAGCAAGCAAUUGGCAGCUUGUGAGAUUUUUUGGAGACUCGGCACUGAAGUCCUCAAGCAUCAUCCAAACAAACAGAUGGAGCAGUUUAAUAUUUUGUAUGAGAGGAUGAAAAACACUGGAGUGAAAAAUUACGCUAAGAUCUGUCUGGAACACAUGUUCCACCUGCUGCUGAACGGCCCCAUUCACAACGCCAAGCAGCAGCUUUCUAUUGCGAUGAACUGGAGGUACGGCAAGCAGUCGGAACACCAGUCUCUGGAGUUAAAACUCAUCCAUGCGUACUGCGGCUUCCUGGAUUAUUUGGUCUGGUCCACAAAGAGGACGUCUAUUUCUGAUGCAGAUGAUUGUGUAAGUGAGCACGAGAUGCACAGCUACUUCAGACAAGCCUCUGUGACCCUGCAGGAGAUCGUUAAGCAGCCAGGAGUGUGGGACCCUUUCAUAUGUGGUUGCAUUGAUAUGCUAGAAUUCUACAACGAUAAAGAAGAAGCUCUACAGUUACUGCUAAACUAUGCAUAUAGCCAGGAUUACCCAUCAAACCCCAAUGCUCACGUUUACUUGUACAAGUUUCAGAAAAGAAAUAAAGCUUCACCAGCUCAACUUAUUAGCACCCUAAAGGUUCUGCACUCACUGGUUCCCAGUCAUGAGCUGAUGCUGGAGUAUUGCACACUUUUGAUAAGCUCAGGAGAGCAGAAGAAUCUGCAGCGUGCUCUUAGUGUUCUAAUGAACCUUCUCGAAUACUCCAGCUGGAAGACUGACAUGAAAGCAUGGAACUGCCUUCUGCAGCUUCUGCAGCGUCUCAAAAACAAAAAGUUUAAGAAUCUAAUAAAAGCAGAGUGGGAAGAAAGGAAAGACCUUUGGAUGAAAAUGCAUUAUAAACCCGUUCACAGCAGGAGAGAGAGCAUGGAACUUACGAAUGUCAAAAUCCAAGUCAUGCACUUCUUUGGCGUAUAUAACAGACAUUACAACAGGGUGUACUAUCAAGAGAAAAAAAGAAAAAAGAACGACUCAGAAAAAGGAAGGACAUGAUGUUUUGAAAGACUUCAGCUUGCUGUCCAUCUGAAAAGUUGUCCUGCAGUCGGCGAUGGGACUCAAUGAAUAAACCACAAAUUGCUCUGUGGUCACUGAGGAUCCCAUGUUUUUUUUUUUUUUUUUUUUUGCAAAACUUUAACCUGAGAUAAAAAAAAAAAAAGUGAAGCUACAAAUAUUGGCUUUUGAGUUGGGUGCUGUUUAUGGAAACGCACACAAUGCUAUACACUUGAUCUACCCUUUAAUGUGUAAGGGAAUUCUCAGAGUAGACUGUCUCAGUCACAAAUUAACCAUAAAGCUGUAUUUCUACUUGUAUGUCAAUGAUGUCUUUAAUAAAUUAUUGGCUGUUUGUAUAUAAAAGCACAAGAAUUUUUAAUAAAUUUUUCCAAGUUUA